Fraxinus pennsylvanica is the source of this 705-nucleotide messenger RNA. The record is from the annotation of a GenBank genome assembly. NCBI's taxonomy places the organism in Eukaryota, Viridiplantae, Streptophyta, Magnoliopsida, Lamiales, Oleaceae.
AUGUUAAAUUUGGAUGCCAAAAUAUCCGAAACCAUUGCUAAAAGUCCCAUCAGAAAUGGUAUUUACAACAUGAAUGCUGUGUAUCAAAAUCCUAAUUCCAAUUUGGGAAAUAUAAGCAAAUAUUACAAUAAUAACUUCAACAAAGAGCCUAUCAAGAGCAGCAGUAACAAUAGCAAUAACAAGGAGGAGAACACAAAUGCGAGCAGUACAGUUGACAAAAGGUUUAAGACUUUGCCUGCAGCAGAGACACUUCCUAGGGAUGAGGUUCUUGGUGGGUAUAUCUUUGUUUGCAACAAUGAUACAAUGCAGGAAGAUUUAAAGCGACAACUAUUUGGUUUACCACCAAGAUAUAGAGACUCAGUGAGGGCUAUAACACCAGGCUUGCCUCUGUUCCUCUAUAAUUACACCAAUCACCAGUUGCACGGUAUUUUUGAGGCUGCAAGUUUUGGAGGUUCCAACAUUGAUCCCACUGCUUGGGAAGAUAAAAAAUGUAAAGGCGAGUCAAGGUUCCCUGCUCAGGUAAAGAUUUGUGUAAGGAAACUCUGCAAACCUUUGGAGGAAGAUGCUUUUAGGCCGGUUUUGCAUCAUUAUGAUGGUCCCAAGUUUCGUCUCGAGUUGUCUGUACCUGAGACCUUGGACUUGCUAGAUCUUUGUGAACAAACCGGAGUGUGGAGUCCUGCCUCUGAUACUCAAAGGGAAAUGUAG